Messenger RNA from Adineta steineri, 5325 nucleotides. The record is from the annotation of a GenBank genome assembly. NCBI's taxonomy places the organism in Eukaryota, Metazoa, Rotifera, Eurotatoria, Adinetida, Adinetidae.
AUGUUUCCUAUAAAAUAUCUAUUCUAUUUUAUUCUUUUACAUUUGAUUAUUGGCCAUCCUCAAAUGAAUCUUCAUCAUACUGGUUGGGUACGUGAAAAUGUAAAUAAUGAUGUAUUACAACAUGAUUGUUUACGUCUUGAUAUUUUAAAUGAAGAAGGAAAUGCUAGUCGUGAAAUAAUAUCCUAUUGUAUGAGUGAAUUACCAUCGAAAUUUCAAGUCGAAGAACAUGAUUCCUUUCCAAAAUUUACAUUUAGUGAACUUUCAUAUCAAAAUAUAACAAGUCAACAAUUAUAUCUUUGGUCAGCACCAAUAGAUACUAUUGAAGAUUAUCAAUCCUAUUUGAACGAAUUAUCAAUUUUUAAUAAAUCAGCUUUAUCAAAAGAAGUUUUUUAUAAUUGUACAUUACCAAGAUUUGGUUCGAUGUGUCAAUAUGAAAUUGAUUAUAAUCAUUCAAAACAUUCAUCUUUAAAUGAUAUCAUUACUGAUUUUUAUCGUACUCAUGAAUAUAAACCAAUUAAUUAUACUUGUUAUACUCAUUUACAAUGCAAUCGCGGUCAUUCACCAACAUGUUUAGAUUGGACUGAAAUUUGUAACGAAGAAAUUGAUUGUCUUGAUGGUGGACUCGAUGAAGAAUAUUGUUGGCAACUUGAAAUUAACGAAUGUAAUGAUAAUGAAUAUCGUUGUACUAAUGGACAAUGUGUGCCAAAAGCGUUUUUUCAAGAUGAUGAGUAUUUUCCUGAUUGUCUUGAUGGUUCGGAUGAACCUUAUAGACAAUCUAAUGAACUCAAUAAAUGCGCUCACAAUAAACCAUCAUUAAAAUGUGAAGAUGUAACAUGUAGAGAUCCAAAAUGUAGAUAUGAAAAAUGUAUCGGUUCUUGUUGGUUAGGACGUCAAAAAACACUAUUUAACAAUAUGUAUUCUAUGAAAGAUAAUUCUACAUCUGAUCAAUGUUGGUCUGCAUUCGUAUGUAGUGGUAUUAAUUUACAGCAGCCAUCUCUACCCAACUGUGUUACUUCUUGCGCAAACAAUAACUGUUAUCAAGUAAUUGAAAAGGAAUGUCCAGAUAAGUUCUAUAUGCCAACUAUUCCAGUUUUAUUUGGUGAUAUUUAUUUUGCUUAUGAAAAAUGUAAACCAUGCAACGAUUAUAAUAAAGGAUUUAAGUAUCCUUAUAUAUGCUAUAAUAAUUCUCGUUAUAAUGGUUAUUUUAAUGAAACUUCAAAGAAGGAAAAUAAAUAUACAACAUUCUCAUUCAAUAAUCGAAUGUGUCAUCGUCGGCUACCUGCUAUAGACUUACCUACCAUAGGUGGUAAGCCUGAUAUGAUAACCGAAUUAUCUUUUUUGCAUCAGUUACAUCCAGAACUUUGGCAGUACCAAGAAAUUUAUAAUUAUAAUUCUACGAUUUGUAAUAGAUCAAAUAUGUAUCAAUGUUCUAAUUCAUUAAAAUGUAUUUCUACGCAUCGUCUCAUGAAUGGUAUAAAUGAUUGUCCAAAUGGUGAUGAUGAAAAUAUAACUUCAGUUAAUUAUACUAUUCCAACAGAAGAAAUUAUAGAUACAGGCAUAGUGCAUGAUGACAAAGAGAAAAGGAAACUUCUAUAUGCAAGAAAACAUAUUUCAUUUCAAACAAUUUGUGAUGGAUUUACUGAAUUAGCACCUAUUACAAUAGAUGGACAAGAUGAAACAGAUGAAACCGAAUGUGAACAUUGGUCAUGUAAUAAUGUUUAUACUCAUUGUAACGGUUUAUGGAAUUGUCUUAAUGGUGAAGAUGAAAUUGAUUGUGGUUUAUCGUCAUCAUUAAAUUGUUCUUCAGAUGAACAUCAGUGUGUUUCACUUAAUACAAGUCAAUUUAUGUGUUUACCAAUUACUAAAGCAAAUGAUGGUAAAGUUAAUUGUCUUGGAGCUACCGAUGAACCAAAAUUAUGUCGCAAAGAAUAUCAAAUAAUGAAUAUGGAUAACUUUCACUGCAUAGACCAAAAACCAAAACGAUGUAUCGAUAAAUUGGACCUAUGUAACGGUAUAUAUGAUUGUGAUCAUGGAGAUGAUGAACAAUUUUGUACAACAGAUAAAUCUCCAGUUCAUUCUAUUUGUCUAGAGUCGGAACGUCCGAAUGCUUCGAAUGUCGAAGGUUAUUUAUGUGAUCAAGUACGACUAUAUCAAAAAGAACGAAUUGUAAGUUUUACUCUCAAUAGAAUGAAGAAAUCACUAAAAGAUCAAACAAAACAACAUAUAAAACACGAAGUACGUUUAAAUCCACCUAUAACUAUAACAUCUAUUCAACAACAACUUCAUUGUCAUCGUGGUAUUGAUGUGCGUAUGUGGUUAAAUGAUAAAACUAAUCGAACAAGAAAAAUAUGUUUUUGCCCACCAAGUUAUUAUGGUGAUCAAUGUCAAUAUCAAAAUCAACGAGUAAGUUUAUCAAUUAAAUUAAUAACAUCAUAUAAUUCAUGGAAAAUGCUAUUUGCAAUUGUUAUUUUAUUAAUUGAUGAUGAUAAUAAUAAACAAAUAAUUCAUUCUUCUGAACAAUUUACUUAUUUAUCAAUACGAGAUUGUCACAUAAAAAAACGUCAUAUUAAUUUAAUUUAUUCAAAUCGACCAAAAAAUCAAACAAAAAAUUAUGGAAUACAGAUUCAUAUUUAUGAAAAAAAAUUAUUAAACUAUCGAGGAAGUUUUUAUUUUCCAAUUAAAUUUUCAUUUUUACCUGUUCAUCGUUUAUCAUUAAUCGUUGAUAUUCCAGAUGAUAAUAUUAAUUUUGAAAGUUGCUCAGAUUUUCCAUGUAUCAAUGGUAAAUGUAUUAAAUAUCGAAAUAAUGAACAAAAAAUAUUUUGUCAAUGUAAUAAAGGGUGGUCUGGUCGUUAUUGUACAAUUGAACAUUCUUCAAUAUGUUCAUCUGGUUCAGUAUAUAUCGGUGUUUCUCCUAGUAAUCAAUCCAUAUGUAUUUGUCCUAUGAAUAAAUUUGGUUAUCGAUGUCUUCUUAACAAUAUGAUUUGUCAAAAUAAUGACAAUUUAACAUGUCAAAAUGGUGGUGAAUGUAUUCCUAAAGAUGAAUAUAUGAUAUCAAAGGAACAAUUUACAUGUAUUUGUCGAAAAGGUUAUUUUGGAGAACGAUGUGAAUUAGAUGAUAAUAAAAUAAUUUUAUCAUUUGAGAAAUCUAUUAAUGUAUCACAAUCAAUAUUUAUUCAUUUUAUUGAAGUUAUGAAUAAUGAUAAACCAUUGAGAUUGACUACAUCUCAAACAAUUCCUAUUAAACAAAAGUUUGUUACAAUUCUUUGGUCAAAACCAUUUCAUAUUGUUUUUGUUGAACUUCUUGAAAAGAAAUAUUAUUUAAUUUUAGUUCAAAAUAUUUAUAUUCGAUCAAAAACAAUUAACCAAUUGAUAAAGCCAUCAGAUCGUUGUAAACAUAUAAAUGAAAUAUUUAAUGAUAGUAUUGCUAAAUCAAAUAUUAUUCGUCGGAUAAAAUAUUAUCAUUUACCAUGUCAAAUGUCUUCAUUAAAUCUUUCUUGUUUUUAUGAUGAUAUUCAUCUUUGUUUAUGUUAUAAUCAUUAUAAACAACGUCUUGCUAAUUGUUUUGAAUUUGAUCAUAAUAUGACAUUCAAUUGUUUUGGUCGAAGUCUUUGUCAAAAUGGAGGUGAUUGCUUUCAAGAUGCACUUGAUUGUCCGACAAGAUCAAUAUGUGUUUGUCCUUCAUGUUAUUUUGGAACACAAUGUCAGUUUAGUACAAGUGGAUUUGGUUUAUCACUUGAUGCUAUUUUAGGUUAUCAUAUUGUACCAAAUGUUAAUAUUAAAUAUCAACCAGUUAUUGUAAUAUUAAGUUUAAUAUUGAGUAUUCUAUUUAUUAUUGCUGGUUUUAUCAAUGGUAUUCUUGCUAUGAUAACAUUUAAAAAUAAAGUUGUACAUGAUGUUGGUUGCGCUUUUUCAAAUACUCAUGCUAAAAUGAUCGAAUGGAAUUGUGCACUUGCUUCAAGUGAUCAAUUUCAACCAAAAAUAUUUGAUUUAAUAUUAGCAAUUGAAAAUGAUCUUAAAGAUCAAUGGUCGAAUCAUCGUCAUGGUAUUGUACGUGCUAAAAUUGGUAUUAUUGGUUAUACAUGUGUUGGUAAAAGUACUCUUCUCAAUCGUCUACUCGGUAUUAAAGAUUUGAAAACAGAUGAAUCUUCACCAGUACGUAGUAUAAAAAGUACUUAUUAUCAAUUACAAUUUGAUCGACAAGAACCUUUAAAAUCUCCUGAUGAUCGAUUAAAGGCAACAACUGUAACAUUAGUUGAUAUUCAGGGUCAUGAUAAUGAUACAGCUACAGUUAGUAAUCAUAUUGAACCAGGCAAUUAUCUAGAUGAAAUACGCAAAGCUGAUUGUGAUAUUUAUAUAUUAGUAUCUGAUGAAAAACUUCGUUAUGAACAACAUGGUUGGAUUACUUUUAUUGAAGAUAAUUUAAAACGACAAUGUAUUCUAGUACGAUCUAAAGUUGAUAUUGAUUUUUUGACUAAAUUUCGUGAACGUUCAGGUAUAUGUUAUGGUAAUAGUACACCAGCACAACGUGAAGAAUUUACAACAACAAUUCUUGAACAAUUAAGAUUUGAUAAUGAAAUUGCAUCACAUCAAGUUUAUCUUAUAGCAGCUGAUUAUAUGCCAGCAAGUUCUGAUGCUGAAAUUUUAUUGAAAGAACAAGUAUUUGAUAUGAAUAUGUUAGUUGAUGAAUUAGGACGAUUGGCAUGUGAUGCACGUCAACGUCGUAUACAUGCAUUAGCAAUGCGAGCCGUAUCUCGUGUAAUCAAUGUAUGUUUUCGUCGUGGUUAUGUAUUGAAUGUAUUUAAUUAUAAAAUUGCAGCUGGAUUAGCUGCUAUUAUACCUUUUGGUGAUCAAUUACCACGUUAUCUUGCAAGAGAUCAUAUUCGACAAGCAUUUGGUAUUACAAAAGAAUUUUGUCAAUAUCUAAGUCAAUUUCGUUUAAGUAUCGAUGAUGCUUGUUUACAAACAUCAACACUUGAAAACUGUGUUACAGCAACAACGAUGAAAUUAAGAGCAAAAAAAGGUUCAUUAGGAGCAGCAGUUGGUGGAGCUUUUAUAGCUGGAGCUCCAUUUUCUGAUGAUAUUAUUCGUGUAGCUGCACCUACUGCUAUUGUUUUAACUGGAGGUGCACGUAUUGCUCUUACUGCAAGUACGGCUGUCGUAGGUGUAGUUAUUUCUGCUGCUGUAUGUGCUUGGUCAGCUGUUAAUGGUGGCAAACAUAUUUUUAGUUAUGUCAAUCGAUUAUGUGAUGAUCUUAUUUUAGUUAGCAAUCCAUUGAUUACUGCAAUUAUUGAUAUUAAUACAAGAAAAUGUGAACAAACACUUUAA